AUGGCGGCGGCGGCCGGCCCUGCUGGGGAGGAGUAUUGGGUCCUUCCCUCUGAAAUUGAAGUGUUAGAGUCUAUCUAUCUGGAUGAAUUACAGGUGGUUAAAGGAAAUGAAAGAUCUUCAUGGGAAAUUUAUAUAACCCUCCACCCUGCUACUGCAGAGGACCAAGACUCACAAUACGUCUGCUUCACUCUGGUGCUUCAGGUCCCAGCAGAGUAUCCCAAUGAAGUGCCACAGAUUUCUAUCCGUAACCCCCGAGGACUCUCAGAUGAACAGAUCCACACGAUCACCCAGACGCUGAGCCAUGUGGCCAAGGCCAGUCUGGGCACCGCCAUGCUCUAUGAACUCAUUGAGAAAGGGAAAGAAAUUCUCACCGAUAACAACAUUCCCCACGGCCACUGUGUCAUCUGCCUGUAUGGUUUCCAGGAGAAGGAGGCCUUUACCAAAACACCCUGUUACCACUACUUCCACUGCCACUGUCUUGCUCGGUACAUCCAGCACAUGGAGCAAGAGCUGAAAGCCCAAGAGCAGGAGGAGGAACGGCAGCAUGCGACAACCCGACAGGAGGCAGUUGGUGUGCAAUGUCCAGUGUGCAGAGAGCCCCUUGUGUACGAUCUUGCCACACUGGAAGCAGCUCCUGAACCCCAGCAGCCUAUGGAGCUGUACCAGCCUGAUGCAGAGAGCUUGCGCCAACAAGAAGAGCGUAAGCGGCUCUACCAGAGGCAGCAGGAACGAGGUGGCAUCAUUGACCUUGAGGCUGAGCGUAACCGGUUCUUCAUUAGCCUCCAGCAGACUCCUGCCCCUUUGGAACCUGAAUCAGCUGUAGAUGUCUCUGGAGGAUCCCACCCACCCGGUGCCCUUACCACAGAACUGUCCACCUCAUCAGCUGCCCAACCCACCCUAUCAACUCUUCUUCCUGUGGCCUCUCAACACACAAAAGAGAAGACUGCAGGGGCUGGGCCCAAUCAGAAGUUGGGCAAGAAAACAAUGCCAGAUCCUUCUCGGGCUCGUAGAGAUCCCUGGCGACUGCCCAAGCAGCAGCACCCGAAGGGAGGGGAGUCCUGUGCUCCCAAAAGUACCAACUGCGCUCAGGAACUGCCUCCCCCUGAGGGGCCCUGCAAGGAGUCCUGUGCUCUCAAAAGUACCAGCUGUUCUCAGGAACUGCCCCCUCCUGAGGGGCCUUUCAAGAACCCCUUGAACAAAGGGGUUCAAGGUUCUCCCCAAGAGAAGGGACCUGGCACUCGGCAGGGCCCCCAGCCCCGCAGGACUCGGGACUGUGCUCGCUGGGAACGGUCCAGAGGUCGGACCCCAGGUUCCUCCUACCCCCGCCUGCCUCGGGGUCGGGGAGUGUACAGGCCUGGUGGUCGAAGAGAACACCUUGGCUUGGAACCUGAGGAUGGUUCCUAG
Elephantulus edwardii (Cape elephant shrew) is the source of this 1404-nucleotide messenger RNA. RefSeq names its product ring finger protein 25 (gene RNF25). The coding region runs from base 1 to 1404 and encodes 467 amino acids. Gene Ontology annotation, cellular component: nucleus. Gene Ontology annotation, molecular function: protein binding; ubiquitin protein ligase activity. NCBI's taxonomy places the organism in Eukaryota, Metazoa, Chordata, Mammalia, Macroscelidea, Macroscelididae. The record is from RefSeq and is a predicted model, not a curated record. The transcript is spliced from 10 exons. Gene Ontology annotation, biological process: protein ubiquitination.